GUUGGUGGAUUCGGGCGCACAGCCCUAAGGCCCUAGCGUCCGAUCCCUAGUUUCAAUGCAAUGUGUUCUAACUUUUGACUAAUACACUGAGUGACUACAGAAUAGUUUCAAGCAAUUCAAGGACAAAUCUUUGUCCAGCUGACUCUUUGUGACGCUUCCUCCCUGCCCCGCAGAGUCGACCCGGGCAAGAACAUGUCAAACUCUGCCACGUAUUGCAGACUGGGCUGAACAUAGACUGAGGUCUGCUGAGCCACCGAACGCCGCUGGUCUGCAGAGCGCUGGACCAUGCGGCGGCGCGGCUGGGCGCUGCCCGGCCUGCUGACGCUGCUGGUCGCUGCGGUCGGUCCGUCGGCCGCCAUCGACCCGUGGUCGGUGGCCGGCGCGGUGGGCGCCAUCGGCGGACUCAGCUACGUGUGGGAGUCGGUGCGAGACACGGCGCUGGUGCGCCAGGUGGCGCGCUCGGCGCCCGUCAGGGCCGUGGAGUGCACCAUGCGCGAGUGCUGUGACGAGCCGUACAUUCGGCGCUCGGUGCCGUACCUCGGGGACCGUCUGCGCGAGGUGGUGCACGGCCAACACCUGGUGGCCGAAGUGAUACCGCGCGUGAUCAGCAACCACCUACACGACCAACGGCCGCGCAAACCGCUGGUUAUCAGCAUGCACGGCACCACGGGUGUCGGUAAAAACCACGUGAGUCGCGUGGUGGCCGAGAGCCUGUACCAGCGCGGCAUGCAGAGUCGGUUCGUGCACCUGUACGUGGGCAGCCUGGACUUUCCGUACUCGGACGAGGAGAGCAUCCAGCGGUACUCUGACACCCUGCGCCGCGCCGUGCUCGGAAAUCUGACGCGGUGCGAGCGCAGCCUCUUUAUAUUUGACGAGGUGGACAAGAUGCCGCCGGGCGUGCUAUCGGGCAUCCGUUCCCUGAUGGACUUCCACGGCAGUCUGCACGGCGUCGACGUGGCCGGCGCCAUCUUCAUACUGCUCAGCAACACGGGCGGCCUCGCCAUCAACGCGUUCAUGCUGCAGCAGUGGCGUGACGGCGUGGCCCGCGAUCAGGUGACCAUCGCCGCCUUCCAGCCGGUGAUGGAGAAGAGGGCGUUCAGCGAGACCGGCGGCCUGUACAAGUCGGACAUCGUCUCGGCAGCUCUGGUGGACCUGUACCUGCCGUUCCUGCCGCUGGAGAGGCAGCACGUGCGGCUGUGUGUGCUGGACGAGCUGCGACGGCGCGGCGUGUCCACCGGCCAGGAGGAGGCCGUCCAGCACGUGCUGCGACAGGUGCGCUUCGACACCUCCGAGCAGGUGUUCGCCCGUGUCGGCUGCAAGGACGUAGCCAAUAAGGUGAACAUGGUGCUGGACCAUUCGAUGUUUGAAGAGACGUGAGCUUGGCCGUACUGGCUGAGAGAACUCCUGUGAUUCACUGCCUUUGGCAUUGCUUGUGUGCACCGGGUGCAGUUUUUUUCUAUGAAUGUCAUACAUAUUGAAGCUAAGCCUCUUGGUCUGGAUAUUGGCAGCAGAAUAGUCAUAAGUCUGUCAUUGUCACGAUCAUGAAAUAAUGUGAUGCGUUGUGAUUAAUCGUCUUUUGAUGAUACAUUUUAGCGUGUUAUUGGC
Molecule: messenger RNA, 1605 nt
Organism: Amphibalanus amphitrite
Lineage: Eukaryota; Metazoa; Arthropoda; Thecostraca; Balanomorpha; Balanidae
Product: torsin-1A-like
Exons: 2
Coding region: 286-1377 (363 amino acids)
Biological process (GO): cellular response to misfolded protein
Molecular function (GO): ATP hydrolysis activity; ATP binding
Source: RefSeq, a predicted model, not a curated record